Messenger RNA from Acanthopagrus latus (yellowfin seabream), 3435 nucleotides. RefSeq names its product secreted frizzled-related protein 2 like (gene sfrp2l). Gene Ontology annotation, molecular function: Wnt-protein binding. The record is from RefSeq and is a predicted model, not a curated record. The transcript has 3 exons. Gene Ontology annotation, biological process: canonical Wnt signaling pathway; non-canonical Wnt signaling pathway; negative regulation of canonical Wnt signaling pathway. The coding region runs from base 1091 to 2092 and encodes 333 amino acids. NCBI's taxonomy places the organism in Eukaryota, Metazoa, Chordata, Actinopteri, Spariformes, Sparidae.
UAGUUCUAGUGACUCAUUUCACAAUACAGAUAGUGUUUUGUCAUACAUCUAAUCACACAGUAUCCUAUUCUUUUGGCUUUUACAAAGAAACGUUUGUGAAUACUCCCCAGUUUAUUAUAAGUGUCUUGCAAACACAAUCAAACUACUUACUAAAUGAAUACAGGCCUAAUAGUACACACAAAACAAACAUUAACGAACAAAGAAAUCCAGCACAAAACACAAUAAAUCUCCAAAGGCAGACAUCACCAAGCAAAGACUGGGAUUCAGAGACAAAGAGAAAAAGACUUUUGGACUGACUGAGCAGCAUCCUGAAUUGAAUGAUGCACUGUUUAGCUUCAUGUAGUCCUAAUCAAAACAGUAACAGUAAUUUCCUCAAAAUUACAUGCACAAUGUCAUCCGUCGUGUAAAAAGCACAAGUAUUGCAAAGAAAUAUAGAAUAAAUAUCGGUCCAAUAAGUGUACAUAUUGUGUCUAAACAAACUAAAUGAACAAACUCUCUGUUUUCAUGACCGAGUAAACACAUGGAUUUUAAAGGACAACACAAUUUCAUAUUUUAUUUUGUUUAAAUGUGGCGGACCCUGCCAUCCUUUCUUGCUUCAAACAGUGUUCUGUGGACCUUAUCUUCCUCUGAGAACCGCUUGUUUAUUCACUUAUGGAAACAAUGCAUAUUUCUGAGCUUGUCUAAUUACCUAAUUAAUUUGUAAAUAUUGAAAUUCUGAGUUUGAAUGCCAUUCACAAAACUACACAAUGCCCCUUUUUAACACAGUUUGAAAGUCCAAGGCAAAAUGGUGAUUAUACUUUCCUGCUCAGUAUCAACCACACAAUUUGCUCUGUACAGGAACAAACGAUAUUAAAAGACGCUCUCUCUCUCUCUAUAAUGUCUAUGAAAACAUGCCGCCGCUGGCUCUGUAAGGUGUGGAGGCAGACGCCAGUCUGAUGAGGUGCGAUGAUGGCUGGGAGGCGCCUGCCCUCUCAUUAACCCCCCAGCUUCCUCCACACCUCUUCGUUUACACCUUCAGGCCGGUCAAGUCCAGGCAGCAGUGCAGCAGCUCUGACGCCUCAAGUCUGUUCUCCCUGGGACAAACGCAGCUAUGUUAGUCUCUGUGCUCAGCUUUAUUCUCUUCUUUGGCGGUUCUCAUGCGUCUGACACCGUGGUUCCUGCCCAGCUCGGGCCGCCGUCGCUCGGGUUCAGCUCCUCGGUCCGCUCGGUGUGUAAACCCAUCCCGAGCACCCUGUCUCUGUGCCACGGGAUCGGCUACAGGCACAUGCGGGUGCCCAACUUGCUCGGCCAUGACACCCUGAGGGAGGCCCAGCAGCAGUCGGCGGCCUGGCUGCCCCUCAUCUCCAAGCUGUGCCACCGGGACACCAAGAAGUUCCUGUGCUCGCUGUUCGCUCCGGUGUGUCUGCCGGAGUACAGCGGGCCGGUCAGCCCCUGCAGGAGCCUGUGCGAGACGGUGCGGGACGGCUGCGUGCCCGUCAUGAGCGCGUUCGGGUUCCCCUGGCCGGAGAUGUUCAACUGUACCCGGUUCCCGCGAGGGACCGAGCUCUGUAUCCCGGCAACCGGGGAGCACGAGGGGCGGACGGUGGAGGAGGUCAGGCGCGAGGAGGCGCUGAAAGGGAGUGUUAUCUGUGAUGCCUGUAGUCUGGCUGCUGAAGGAGAGACUGACAUCCAGGAAAACUUCUGCCGCAGUUCAUAUGCAUUUAAGAUGCGCCUGGGAAGUGUGUCGACAGUGGGAGGGGACCGUCAGCUGGUGCCUACGGCCCGCAGCCGCAUCCUCAGGUGGGCAGGGGGAGGUGCGGAGAGGGCAGAGGGGGUCGGAGGUGCAAUGGCCCACAAUGCUUUGUGGCUGCAAGAAGGAGGCACCUGUACUUGUCCUGGCUUAGACUCUGCGGAGACAGUCGUAGACAGGGGUUUGGAGGAGGAGCAGACAGAUAAGAGACAAGCAGGGGCCCAGGGUGGAUGGUACCUGGCCCUGGCUCAGGCCGAGGAGGGACGACUGGUGCUGACUCGACUGGUGAAGUGGACCAGAGGGGACAAAGAGCUGAAGAAGUUCAUCAGAGGUCUCCUUAAGCAGUCCUGCCCAGAGCUGUAGAUAGAGUGGCAUCAAUUGUUUUCAUGACCAAUUGAUUAUUUUCACGAUUGAUAGUUAAUUGUCUAUAAAAUGUCAAAAGAAUUUAGAAAAGUACUCAUUACGAUUUCCCAGAACUGAAGUUUCCCCCUGGAAGUUGCCUUGUGAUCCUUAUGUGCUGCUAUUAGCAUUAACCAAAGCUAAGGUUAUCCAAGAAUGGGUUAGGGAAAUUGGGAACAAUGCUCUGCUUAGAAAAAAAUCCUAAGUAAAUGAGUUGAGUACAGACUGUUGGAUACUAUGUAAAUGAACCAGUGAUUAAAGAUUAGCUCAUGGAUGUCUGUAAAUCUGCAUACUAGCCACUCUUUUGAUUAAUUGUUCUUGAUUAAAUCUAAAGGAGAUAAAUUCCAGGUAAUCAAUCAAGUCUUACUUGGUAAAUGCAGACUAUUUUCUGUCCCAUCAAGGAUCAUGAUUACUUUACCAUUACCCACCAUGUUUGUGUUCCUUCAUGUAAAAUAUAGCCUCAUUUUAGCAAACUGACCAGUGAGCAUUUUGACAAUGAUUAUUUGUGAAUGACAAAAGACAGAGAGCCCAAGAGUCGAUACAUAAGCCAAUCAAAAGAGCUAAUUGCAAACCGUUUUGAUAAUUAUUUUAUAUUUUAAUUUGCUGGUUCCAGCUUCUUGAAGGUAAGGACUUGCCGCUAUUCUUAAAUGAAAUGUUUUAGAUUGUUGGUUGGACAAAAUAAGCAAUUUGAGAACAUCACUUCGGUCUCUGGGAUAUGGUGAUGAAGAUUUUUGCACUUUUUUGACAGACCAAAAGACCAGUCCUGAAAAAUAAUCAGCAGAUUAAUCAAUAUUGAAAAUAAUCAUGCAUUAAAUCCCUCUUGUUUCCCUUUUUGUAAUUACAAAGUACCCUAUAUUUUCAAAAACCUCACACAAGUGUUGAUGGUAAGGCCUUCUUACAAAAGUUACUACUGCACAUGGCAUGCAGAAGUUGAUGUUAUUACAAGUGGAGUGAUAUUCAUGUAUUUUCUUGUACAUUUGUACAUAUAGAAUCAAAGUGUUUUGUUGCUGUUUGCAGGGGUCUAAGUUUUGUAUUGGUACAUAUCUGGGUUGAAUCAUUUCUUAUUUUUCCUUUUAAUGAUAAAAUGUUUUCUAAUACAUUGUCAUAUUUUUCUACAUACUUAUACUUUUCUAAUACUACCAUCAUUGGAAUACUGUUCUACACAAAGCAUAAGCAAUAAAUAUAAAGGACCUGUUAUUUUACCAUAUUCAUGUCUCUGGAUGCCAUCGUCCCAAGUCACAUUAAAACAGAAGCACUGAAUGGAAAUAAAUGAAAUGUGAUGUCAACAAUAAAUCAUUAAGAGCUGA